GAUGUCUAGCGGUUAAUGACACGAGGGGAAGACUGUUGAUGUGCGCAACCGCAGCACGUGCGCAACGCCUGCUUGCAUUUUAGUCCGACUGCUCGCAUUAUCUCUCAAAAAACCAACACCAUGGGUUCGAUAGGAGCACCAACGUGUGUGCAGAACGGCUCCAACUCCCAACCGUGCGAAGGCGACCAGCACCUCCCCGCCGGCGAACUAGUCCCCUUGCCAGCCUAUGAUCAUCCCGGAAUGAUACCGGAAACUGACGCGUCGAAGAAGAGGAAGGCGUGUGUGCUGCCUCUAGAGGUGGGUACACGAGUCAUGUGCCGUUGGAGGGACGGAAAAUUUCACCCGGUCAAGGUCAUCGAGAGGCGGAGAUUGCAGACCGGUGGGCCCAAUGACUACGAGUACUACAUUCAUUACACGGAAUUCAAUAGAAGGCUUGAUGAGUGGGUUAAGCUUGAACAGCUUGAUCUUAAUUCGGUGGAGACUGUCAUUGAUGAAAAGGUGGAAGACAAGGUAACUGGCUUGAAAAUGACACGGCACCAAAAGCGUAAGAUUGAUGAGACACAUGUAGAGGGCCAUGAGGAACUUGAUGCAGCCAGUUUGCGCGAACAUGAAGAAUUUACAAAAGUGAAAAAUAUAGCAACAAUUGAGCUUGGAAGAUAUGAGAUUGAGACAUGGUACUUCUCCCCCUUUCCACCAGAAUACAAUGACUCUGUUAAGCUGUACUUUUGCGAGUUUUGUCUCAAUUUCAUGAAGCGCAAAGAACAGCUUCAGAGGCAUAUGAGGAAAUGUGAUCUCAAGCAUCCCCCUGGUGAUGAGAUAUAUCGAAGUGGAACAUUAUCAAUGUUUGAGGUCGAUGGCAAGAAGAACAAGGUUUAUGGACAGAAUCUUUGUUAUUUGGCGAAAUUGUUUCUUGAUCACAAGACCCUUUAUUAUGAUGUUGACCUCUUUUUAUUUUAUGUGUUGUGUGAAUGUGAUGACCGAGGAUGCCACAUGGUUGGAUAUUUUUCGAAGGAAAAGCAUUCUGAAGAAUCCUAUAAUUUAGCCUGUAUUCUUACCCUUCCUCCUUACCAAAGAAAAGGCUAUGGGAAAUUCCUAAUUGCAUUCUCAUAUGAGCUUUCCAAGAAGGAAGGCAAAGUCGGCACACCUGAAAGACCCCUUUCUGACCUAGGCCUGUUGAGCUACAGGGGGUAUUGGACCCGGGUUCUUUUAGAUAUCUUGAAGAAGCACAAGGGCAAUAUUUCUAUCAAGGAGCUUAGUGAUAUGACAGCCAUUAGGGCAGAGGAUAUCUUGACUACCCUUCAGAGCCUAGAAUUGAUUCAGUACAGGAAAGGGCAGCAUGUCAUCUGUGCUGAUCCCAAGGUGUUGGAUCGCCAUCUGAAAGCGGCUGGCCGUGGGGGUCUUGAGGUUGAUGUUAGCAAAUUGAUCUGGACACCUUACAAAGAACAAGGUUGAUGCAGCAGGUUCGGCUAUGGGUUUUCACAUUGACAUCUUUCAGCCUUGCCCCCCAACUUUGCUUGUUCAAAUGUGAAAGUUAGAAUGUGAAAAAGGAGGACAAUAUUAGUUUUUAGGCAUUGGCUUACCAAGUGCUUAUUUUAACAUUGUCUAUAGAGUGUAGAUUUUUAAAAACUGAGAUAUAUGGAACGUCGUUUUCCAUGCCCCAA
This is a messenger RNA of Malania oleifera, 1661 nucleotides long. RefSeq names its product histone acetyltransferase of the MYST family 1-like. Gene Ontology annotation, molecular function: histone acetyltransferase activity. The coding region runs from base 121 to 1452 and encodes 443 amino acids. Gene Ontology annotation, biological process: regulation of DNA-templated transcription. Lineage: Eukaryota; Viridiplantae; Streptophyta; Magnoliopsida; Santalales; Ximeniaceae. The transcript has 9 exons. The record is from RefSeq and is a predicted model, not a curated record.